AUGGCAACUCAUCUUAUAAAAAGAAUAACUUUAAACCCUUCCCAUUCACCCUUUUCCCUUCGCCUCAAAACAACCUCCUCUCAAUACGUAGCUUCUAGAAUCCGAGAUGCCACAUUUGAAAAGUUCAUGGACAAAUACAAAAACCUCCUUAAAGUUAUCUCCAUCCAAGACCUAAUCCUUGCAAACCCAAACAACCCACCCUCCGUCUCAGUCGAUUUCCUCAACCGCCUCUCUCAAAAACUCCACCUCAACCGUGGCGCCACCGCGUUUUUACGAAAAUACCCUCGAAUAUUCGAAAUCUUCUACGACACUUCCCUCUCUCAACCCUACUGUAAACUCACCCCUUUAGCAAUACAAAUAUCAAAAGAAGAGCAUGAAGCUAUUACCAAAACUCACCCUCUUGUUAUCAACCGUUUGAUUCGGCUUUUGUCAAUGUCAUUAUCCAAAACACUUCCACUUCGUGCUAUUUUCAAAGUAUGGAGGGAACUCGGUCUUCCAGAUGAUUUUGAAGAUUCAAUAAUAUCUCAAAACCCGAAUCUUUUUCUUGUUCUUGAUGCCCAUGAACCCAAUACACAUCUCAUUAAACUUAUCGAUACUAAUCCUAGUCAUGAUUUGACGACAGCUGUUGAAAAUUGGAGGGUUAUGGAGUGUUGUAAAGAUGAUUGUAGUGUUGAUAGAACGGAAAUUAGGUUUAGUUUUAAACAUAGUUAUCCUCCAAGUAUGAAAUUGAAGAAGAAUUUUAGGGCUAAAGUUAAAGAAUGGCAAAAGUUGCCUUACAUAGGGCCAUAUGAGGAGGUGAGAGGUGUUAAGAAGAGGAGUAAGAAUGGAGUUAUGGAGGUUGAGAAACGAGCGGUUGGAAUAGUUCAUGAGUUUUUGAGUUUGACUGUGGAGAAGGCAGUGGAAGUGGAGAAGAUAAGUCAUUUUAGGAAGUGGUUUGGGAUUGAUUUGAAUGUGAGGGAUUUGUUCUUGGAUCAUCCGGGAAUGUUUUAUUUGUCAACUAAAGGGAAGAGACAUACGGUUUUUUUAAGAGAAGGGUAUGAGAGAGGGGGUUUGAUUGAUCCAAAUCCCGUGUAUUGUGUGAGGAGGAAGCUUCUUGAUCUUGUGGUGUUGGGUAGACGUGGUUUGAAUUCGGGUGAUUAUAAAUUGAGUGAAAGUGAGAGUGAGAGUGAAGAGGAUGAUGUUGUACAAGAGAUGGAAAAUGAUUGA
This is a messenger RNA of Lactuca virosa, 1206 nucleotides long. Lineage: Eukaryota; Viridiplantae; Streptophyta; Magnoliopsida; Asterales; Asteraceae. The record is from the annotation of a GenBank genome assembly.